UGGACAUCCUAUGUGCAUUUUGUUUUGCGAUUUUUAAGUUGGUAAAGGGUUUUGCAUUAAAAUAGUACGUCUUAGAUUAUAACAUACAGUUUCUUUGAAAAUUACGGAACGAAUUUUAUUUAGUUAGUGCCGUAAAGUCUUUGAGACAAGUUUAAAUACCUACAUAUUACAAUUGGGUACAUACAUAUUGAAAAAUGGAUAAAGAAUUUGAAUCUGCACAAUUUGGGGAGGAUGAUCCGGACGCCACUGAUAAGGAGUGGGAAGAGUUUGAAUAUUUGUUGAGUAAAAAAAGGAAGAGACAGGAGCAAUCGUUCUAUCCUUGUCCCCCCCCUCAAGAAGAAGAUGAGUAUGUUAAUACCUUGAUGUAUGGUAGAUACUCCAGACAAUUGGGAGAAUUCGCAAAAUUAGAAGGUUUAAAGUCAGCUGAAAAAAGGCGAAUAAAAGAAGAAAAAGCUAGAAAAAAAGAACUUAGAGGAUAUCAAGGUAAAGUAGCAAAGGGUAUAGCGUUUCUGUGGAGACAUACGUUUGCUAGGUUAGGGGAAGAUUGGGUGUUCUUGGCCUUACUGGGUUUGAUUAUGGCAAUACUGAGUUUUAUAAUGGACAGGGGAAUAUCUAUAUGCAACAAAGCGCGAAUAUGGCUGUUCAGAGAUCUUACAAAUCAUCCUGCUGCUCAAUACUCAGCUUGGGUUUCCUUACCAGUUUGUCUUAUACUGUUUAGUGCUGGGUUUGUUCACUUGGUGGCGCCUCAGUCUAUAGGGUCUGGUAUACCCGAAAUGAAGACCAUACUGCGUGGGGUAGCUCUAAAAGAAUACCUCACUUUUAAGACUUUAUUAGCCAAAGUUAUAGGUCUUACUGCCACUUUGGGAAGUGGCAUGCCAUUGGGAAAAGAAGGUCCUUUUGUCCAUAUUGCAAGUAUAUCGGCCACCUUACUAAGUAAGUUAGUGACGGGAUUCCAAGGAAUUUACGAAAACGAAAGCCGUACCACCGAGAUGUUAGCAGCAGCAUGCGCAGUGGGUGUAGCAAGUUGUUUUGCUGCUCCAGUCGGAGGUGUAUUGUUCAGUAUUGAAGUAACGACAGUGUACUUUGCUGUCAGAAACUACUGGAGAGGAUUUUUUGCUGCAGUUUGCGGGGCAACAACUUUCAGACUACUGGCAGUUUGGUUCGAAAAAGCGGACACUGUAACGGCAGUUUUUAGAACCAACUUUUACAUGGACUUCCCGUUUGAUCCACAGGAGUUGUUUGUGUUUGCUCUUAUGGGAGCCAUCUGUGGUCUUGGCGGAGCCUUCUACGUCUGGACUCACAGACAAUAUGUGAUGUUCAUGAGACGUAGUAAAAUGAUAAACUCGUUCCUGCAAAAGAAUCGGUUUUUAUACCCUGGGAUCGUAGCUUUGAUUGUAUCCACCAUAUCGUUCCCACUGGGAACUGGUCAAUUCAUAGCUGGAGAUUUGACAACACACGAACAAGUCGUCAGCUUGUUCAGUAACUUCACUUGGACCAACUCAAACUUAACAGUUGAGGAACAAGAGAUUAUUAACCAUUGGACAACACCAUACGCUGGGGUGUACGUUAAUCUGGUUUGUUAUGUAGUAUUUACGUUUAUAUUUUCGAUUAUAUGCAGUACCGUUCCAGUACCAAGCGGUAGCUUCACACCGGUGUUUAAAAUUGGAGCUGGAAUUGGUAGAAUUGUUGGGGAAUUGAUGCAUCUAUGGUUUCCCACAGGUAUGAGAUAUGGAGGUAAGAUAGCCAAAAUCAUACCUGGAGGGUAUGCAACCGUGGGUGCAGCGGCGUUUUCCGGUUCCGUUACUCACACCAUAUCAGUUUCCGUUAUCGUUUUUGAAAUGACGGGCCAAAUAACUCACAUAAUCCCUAUAAUGAUAUCAGUUCUGAUUAGUAACGCUAUAGCAAGCCUAUUGGCGCCCAGCAUCUACGAUAGUAUUAUUUUGAUAAAGAAGUUACCAUACUUGCCCGAUUUGUUGCCUAGUAGCAGCGGAAUGUACGAUGUUUACGUUGAAGACUUUAUGAUAAGGGAAAUAAAGUAUAUAUUCUAUGGAAUGACGCAUGAACAACUGAAGCAAUUGUUGAGAGAAAAUAGACGACUACAAAGUUUCCCUUUGACUGAUAAACCCGAAAGUAUGGUUCUUCUAGGUUCCAUACCCAGAAUGCAAUUGAUACAGCAGAUAGAGAAACAGAUAGGGAAAGAACGAAGAUUAGAAGUUGCCCUGAUACGGCGCAGAGAAGCAGAAGAAAAGGCAAAAGAAGAAGCCCUAAGAAAGGCUGAAGAACGAAAAAGACGUCCUUCUAGAUUUCAAGUGGUACCAGCACCAGAUAUGUUACAGAAGCAGUUAUCUGAAAACCAACUGGAUCAACCGUGUUAUAACCCAGUCUUUGGGAGCCAACCCAAAAAAUCUAUACUGAAAAAAACCAACUCCUUUACACUGAAAGGAUUUUCUCCAUUUUUAUCUACCAGUCCAGGUUCAACACCUUAUACAACAGUGACAGGGGCUGAGAGUAGACUUAGACUCGCCUUUGAAGCUAUAUUCAGAAAAUCUUCCCAACUACAAGACGUAGAAACAAGCCAGAGCCAGUCAAUUUUGGGGGUGGAUAGUCUAAAUCAGAGUCAAAUUAUACCGAUGAGUCCAACCACAUCCAAAAAAGUCCAAUUGCCCAAAGAACGAGUCUGCGAUAUGUCACCAGAAGAUCAAAGAAUAUGGGAGGAUGAACAAAUGACCUUACCUGUGGACUUUGCGGCUUGUCACAUAGACCCAGCUCCGUUUCAAUUGGUGGAACGAACAUCCCUACUCAAAGUCCACUCGUUAUUUUCCAUGGUAGGAGUGAACCAUGCCUAUGUGACAGCCAUUGGUAGACUGGUUGGGGUAGUUGGUUUGAAAGAGCUUAGAAAAGCUAUUGAAGACGCAAACAGCGGCAACCUUCCUGCGCAUACAACCGACAACAUGGCUAAUGGUGGGGUUAACACUACAGACCCCAUAGACGACCCUGAGGCAGCCAAACAAUUAGUGGAAGGUACAUAAGUUGUAUUGUGUAUACCAAACACCAUAUCUUCGUUAAUUUUAUUUAUGGACCAACAAAUCAUAUAGGAAAAUUGUAGCAAAUUUAAUGGACUAUAAAAAACAUACUAUACAUUUUUUUAAUUACACCAAGCGUUACUGAGAUAUCGCGCUUUUAAAAUUUACGUGUUUGGUCUAAAACAAAUAUUAUUUAUUUUCGACGUAUUUUUUUUCUGUAUACUAUUAAUAUAU
Messenger RNA from Brassicogethes aeneus, 3257 nucleotides. The record is from the annotation of a GenBank genome assembly. NCBI's taxonomy places the organism in Eukaryota, Metazoa, Arthropoda, Insecta, Coleoptera, Nitidulidae.